Messenger RNA from Penicillium angulare, 1512 nucleotides. RefSeq lists its product as uncharacterized. The record is from RefSeq and is a predicted model, not a curated record. Gene Ontology annotation, cellular component: membrane. NCBI's taxonomy places the organism in Eukaryota, Fungi, Ascomycota, Eurotiomycetes, Eurotiales, Aspergillaceae. The transcript is spliced from 5 exons. Bases 1 to 1512 code for a protein of 503 amino acids. Gene Ontology annotation, biological process: transmembrane transport. Gene Ontology annotation, molecular function: transmembrane transporter activity.
AUGGCACAACCUUCAACUGAGAAGCAUGAAAUGCUUGAAAUCGAAAAGGUUCCCGAAAUCAACGCUGGGAUUCCUGUCGACCCUGAUGAAGGUCUCAGUGAUGAAGAAAAGAAACGUAUUGAUGGCCGUCUCGUCUGGAAGCUGGAUAUACGACUUAUUCCGUGGCUCUCGCUGUUGUUUCUAGCUGGAUUCUUGGACCGGACUAACGUGGGAAAUGCAAAAAUCGAAGGUCUUCAGCAAGCACUACACAUGACAGAUGGUCAAUACAAUGCAUCUUUGUCCAUUUUCUUUAUAUCUUAUGCCCUCUUUGAGCCGCUCACGAAUGUUCUUCUGAAGCGAGUUGGCCCUCGAAUUUUCAUUCCCAGCAUUAUUAUAGCCUGGGUUAGUCCCUUCUACGAUCGUCGCAAAGGCUGGAUGUCCCCACUGACAAAUUUCUCUGGUCUCAUGGCGGCACGCUGGUUUCUGGGUCUCGCUGAAGCUGGCCUCCCACCAGGCAUUAGUUACUAUCUAUCGUGCUGGUACAAGCGUUCUGAAUUCGGCAUCAGAAUGGCUAUCUUUUUCUCGUCUGCUGCAUUGGCCGGAUCAUUUGGUGGUCUACUUGCAGCCGCGAUCUCUAAGAUGGAUGGGGUUGAUGACAGACCUGGCUGGUCAUGGAUUUUCAUCUUGGAAGGCCUUGCGACUGUAAUUCUAGGACUGCUUUCAUUCUGGGUGGUGGUCGACUUCCCGGACAAAGCAGUUUUUCUCUCAGAGGAUGACAAGAAUCGUGUACUUCGGCGAUUGGCGUUAGACCAACAGUCCAGCGCAAUGCACCAAGAAUGGAGUGUAAAAUUUCUCUGGGCAAGUCUCAAGGAUUGGAAGACAUAUACAAGUGUUUUGAUUUACAUGGGAGCUGGUGGAUCCUUAUAUGCUUUUGCUUUGUUUCUUCCUACCAUCAUCAAAGAAAUGGGUUUCACAGCAACGACCGCGCAACUCCUAACUGUUGCUCCCAAUGCCGUUGCAUUUCCUACCACCGUGCUAGUAGGAUACAUCGGCGAUCGCACCCAUGCAAGAGGAAUGCUGAACAUCAUGUCGUCAUUAAUAGGCAUGACAGGAUUCUGUAUGCUGAUUGCGGCAAAAUCCGCCGCCAUUCGCUAUGCUGGUACUUUCCUUGGGGCAAUGGCUAUAUUUCCGUGCGUCGCGAAUAGCAUAACCUGGGCAAGUAACAAUGUGGAAGGUGCUUACAAACGCGGUAUCACGCUCGGUAUCAUGAUCGGUUGGGGUAACCUGAAUGGCAUUGUCGCGUCCAAUAUCUAUCGGGCCCAAGAUUCUCCCAACUUUUACCUGGGCCACGGCGUUGUGCUAGGGUAUUUGACUGUUUGCUUAUUCCUCGGUUCUGUUCUCCAGACGGUCCUUCUACGAAUCGAAAAUCGAAAACGUCGCAGUGGUGAACGUGAUGUGUGGAUUCAUGGUCUCAAUUCUGAACAGAUCGAGCUAUUGGGUGACAAGCAGCCAGGUUUCAUCUACACCACAUAG